GAAAGCAGGUUGCCAAGACCCAGCUCCUGGGCAGCAGAGUGUUGGCUCAUCGGAUCGACCACCUGGAACCGGACACCCCGUACAGGGUCGGAAUUCGGGCUGUUUUUGGCCGGACUGAGGGGCCAGAGGUGACCCUGACCCACCACACAGCUCCUCCUGCAGAAUCCCAGCCCAUCCAGCCCAUCCAGGACCUGAGGGUCACCGACACUGCCGGGAGCAGCUUGAAGCUCUCCUGGAAGAGGCUUCCUGGGAUAACUCACUAUAAGAUAUCGUGGGGGCCAUCCAACGGUGGCUUGGAAUCCUCCCAGCUUGUUGGGGCAGAGGCAGCUUCCUUCACCAUCCCUGAGCUGAAGGAGGGCACCUCCUACACCAUCCAUGUGUCCGGAAUGAUCCGAGGGCGGGAGGGAACCCCCGUGGUCCUCACGGCCAAAACCUGUGAGUACGGGACCGUCGGAUCCAAGAUCCAAGAGAGUGGGAUCCAUGAAAUCCGUGUUGACACCGUUUCCAUCCUCGCCUCCUGA
Corapipo altera (White-ruffed manakin) is the source of this 521-nucleotide messenger RNA. Its product is annotated as collagen alpha-1(VII) chain-like. The transcript is spliced from 3 exons. NCBI's taxonomy places the organism in Eukaryota, Metazoa, Chordata, Aves, Passeriformes, Pipridae. Gene Ontology annotation, molecular function: protein binding. The annotation marks the transcript as partial. The record is from RefSeq and is a predicted model, not a curated record.